Molecule: messenger RNA, 936 nt
Organism: Yarrowia lipolytica CLIB122
Lineage: Eukaryota; Fungi; Ascomycota; Dipodascomycetes; Dipodascales
Cellular component (GO): extracellular region
Source: RefSeq, a predicted model, not a curated record
AUGAAGCUCUCCAUCGUUCUCGUGGCUCUGGCAGCCGUCUCCUCCGCCCAGCCCAUCGUCGGGGUCUACGACAAGCGAGACUCUGCCGAGACAGUCCAAUACAUUCAUUUUGCCGACGACGCCCACGUUGAGACCCGCGACCUCACCAAACGAAGCGUCUUUUCCGACUGGUGGGACAGCCUCUGGAAACCUGCCUCCAACAGCGACAGCAACUCGUCAUCUUCGUCGUCGUCGUCGUCAUCGUCAUCGUCAUCGUCGUCGUCGUCUUCUACCGACGAUACCCUGAACAGUAUCUUCUCCUCCUUCUCUUCCUGGCUCAACAGCCUGUUUGACGACGCUGGCGGAUCCGGCUCUGGAUCGUCGGGCUCUGGAUCUUCCGGCUCUGGAUCUUCCGGCUCUGGAUCGUCUUCUGCCCCCUCCGCCUCUCCCUCGGUCGCUCCUCCUGUUUCGCCUUCUCCUGCUCCCAAGAAACCCGCUCCAACCCCUGGCCCCCCCACUCCCUCUCAGGGCGCGUCAUCUCUGGACCUCAACUCCUGGGACCAGAUCAUGCUGGUAUCGCAGAACGGCUACCGGGCUGAGCACGGAGUGGGAGCGUUCACAUGGAACUCCACUCUGGCCAAGUACGCCUCCGACUACCUCAAAAAGGCCCAGUGCAACUUUGAGCACUCCCAUGGCCCUUACGGCGAGAACCUGGCCAUUGGCUACCCUACUCCCCAGGCAGCUGUCGACGCCUGGUACAACGAGUACAAGGACUACAACUACGCCCAGGGCGACUUCUCCGAGGCCACCGGACACUUCACCCAGUUGGUCUGGAAGGGCUCCACCCAGGUGGGAUGUGCCCAGAGCUCGUGCGGAGGACGGGGCUCUUAUGUUGUUUGCGAGUACUACCCUCGAGGUAACGUCAUUGGAUGGUUCCAACAGAACGUUUUCAACUAG